AUGUUAAAGAUCGGAUUGCGCGCAAAACCAACAACAUCCAUAAGACCGCUUGCUUCUCGUGGCUUGUUCAUCAAGACCAUUCCACAGCCACCAGGAAACAUCGUGGGAACCGUGAACGAUGCUUACGUUCCCCCACCGCCUACCAAGUCCCAUGGGUCCUGGCACUGGACCGGGGAGAAGAUUGUUACUAUCGGCAUGGCCCCACUUGUUUUGACUCCUUUUGUCACAGGUACUGCGUACCCGCUGGCCGACUCCAUCAUGGGCACUCUUUUGUUGUACCACUGCUACGCCGGAUUUGAGAGUUGUAUUAUCGAUUAUAUUCCACUCAGAGUGUACGGUAUCUGGCACAAGGCUGCGAUGGGUCUUUUGGGUUUGGGAACUCUUAUUGCCGGUUACGGUAUCUACGUGAUUGAGAAGACUGAGCAGGAAGGACUUGUGGGAAUCGUCAAGAAGCUUUGGACUGCUUGA
Messenger RNA from Ogataea philodendri, 468 nucleotides. RefSeq lists its product as uncharacterized. Gene Ontology annotation, molecular function: heme binding; ubiquinone binding. Gene Ontology annotation, biological process: tricarboxylic acid cycle; mitochondrial electron transport, succinate to ubiquinone. NCBI's taxonomy places the organism in Eukaryota, Fungi, Ascomycota, Pichiomycetes, Pichiales, Pichiaceae. Gene Ontology annotation, cellular component: membrane; mitochondrial envelope. Bases 1 to 468 code for a protein of 155 amino acids. The record is from RefSeq and is a predicted model, not a curated record. The transcript has a single exon.